UGGCGGAGAGCUUUUAGCGCGACGUGCUGCAGCCAAUCACAGGAAUGUUUUUCCUGUCAUGUCAGUGUUCGAGUAGUAAGCUAAAGGAUAAUAUAUGUAUAAACUCAUAUAAAAGACGAUUUUUGUCGUUAAGGCAGUAUAGCACGGGGAGGUUUGUGUAAUUCGACCGAGUCUUUCGUCUUGGAAUUUAUUCGUGAAGAUGUAAAUACAGUCAUGAGCGCGACGACAAGCGAAUUAGAUUAAACCUGCUAGUAAAUGUUAGCAUUAAGCCGCUAAUUUUUAACGUUACACAAGGCCGCGGAUAAUUACCACUGCCGCUUCCUGUUCUGGUUCCGUUGAGAAUGUAGGUAACGCUGCGAAACGUUACGACAUCUCAUUAGCCGUUUAGUUGCCCUACUAGCGUAUCCGAGAACAGCGAAGUUACUUUUCAAUAGGCUUUCAAGCUGCUCUGCUUGUUAGCUAUUUGGCUAGCUAGUUAGCAUGAGUGAAACUCGGGAGUGCAGACAGUCCGCUGACUCUGCUUCGAGAAAACGGUGUCUGUCACCACCGUCCGAGCGGGAUGAUGGGAGCGGGAUCCACAGCAAGUACCCCAGGGCAACCAAUUCGUCAAACGAAGCAGGGUUAACUUCUGGAAGUUGCAGAAACAGCGAAGCCGAGAGUAAACAAACAGCUGCGAGGCAGUCGGGAGAUAACAAGGAAGAAGCUGCUGCAGCUGUGCAGAAAGAUCAAGGUUCAAGCAGCACUAAUGGUGCACUACGUGUCAAAAACUCAGCUGAUGCUGGUCAGGAUGCCAGCAUCACAGAAAACCCCCAGUUCUCAAAUACUGAGAGAUCUUCUGGAGGAAAUGUGGGGGGAACUGCAGAAAGAGAUUAUCAAUCUUCGUCCACUCUGGAUCAGUCGGACUCUGCUGCCAUAGCAGCUGCUGAAGCUCUUGCCAGUCUCACAGGGGGAGACGGCGAAGAUGGCGAGGAGACACCUUGCUCAUCUGAAAAGGCCAAGCAAGCAAAACAAGGGAGUAAAUUUAAACACCGUAUUGGUCAACAGCUGUCGGACUGUAAAACACAAGCAGCUGCGGACAGCUCCACAUCUGUGCACAGUACUGACAAAGACGAUGUGGAUGAAGGUGAUGAUUCUGUAUCCGGAUCUUCUUCCACACCAAGCUCCUCUUUUCCAUCAGACAAUGAGGAUAACGAGGAUGGGGAGUGUGCCAUUGUCUCCGUUAAAAUGGCCCCAGAGAUGCGACAGUCUGUGGCUCUUCUGGCACAGGUACAGAUGAGACUGGAAGCCCUGGAAAAGAAAAGUGCUAGACUCCACCAGCGGCUGGAGUUGAAGAUUAGUCGCCAGCGGCGCCCACAUCUGGAUCAGCGUAGCUCCAUCACAAAAACCAUUCCUGGUUUUUGGGUGACAGCACUGUUGAAUCAUCCUCAUCUGUCAGCUCACAUUGAUGAGACUGAUGAAGAUGCGCUUAGUUACAUGACCGAUCUUGAGAUUGAGUCUUUCACAAAUAAUAAACUGGGCUACAGGAUCCGCUUCCACUUCAGACGAAACCCCUACUUUCAGAAUAACAUCAUCAUGAAAGAGCUACACCUUGGGAUGGGAGGCUCUCCCAUGUCAUUUUCCAACCCCAUUCUGUGGCAUCGUGGGCAUAACCUGACAGCCCACAGUGAACCCAGGAAAACUGUACGUGGGGUUUACCAGACGUUUUUCAGCUGGUUCAAUGACCAUAGCAGCCCAGCUCAAGAUGAUGUCGCUCAGAUACUUAAGGAUGACCUCUACCGAGACCCUCUGAGAUAUUACCUCACUCCACUAUGGGAACCAAGAGAGAACGGCAGUACUGCCAGUGGGACCAGAGUAUCUGGAAACGGUAAUGGGGAUGAGUGUGUGGUAAUCUCUGACUCAGAUGAUGAGACUGGUGAUGAGCAUGGUGAGGCUGAACAAGGCCACAGUAAGGAGCAGGAAGAAGAAGAGGAGGAGGAGGAAGAAGAAGACAGGGGACCAAGUGCGGAUGAGAGCCCAGAGGAGGAGGAUGCUGGAGAAAUUGUGAUUGAUGGCUCUGACGACAGUGACCAGGAGGCCUAACAAGUGCAGAAGACGACGAUGACAUGUAUGUUGAGAAAGAAGAGCCAUCGUUGGACCACAACAGACCAAGGCCAGGGUGUUGGUUUUUGAAGACCACGAGAGGUUAAAUUUCUCUUCCUGAUGGUCGUUAUUUUUAUGCACAGAAUAUCCACUCUUGUUGUUUUAUACCUAAAAUACAGUUUAAAUCAGGGUUAACUACAAUGACGAAGCCAAGGCAGCAUGUUUCCCUCUAUUUUGUAGGCAGUCUGUGCUGGUGUAUUCUGCUGUAUUCUUAGUUCACACCACAGUUUUCUAGAGAACAGGUUCUUAGACACAUUAUUUCAGACAGUUUAUACAAUUAGUGUUCUACUAUAGUCUGUCCUCAUGGCUGUCUGGUUGCCACUCCUUGCGGGCAUUAGAUUUUGCAUUGCGAAUUCUUCACAUAGGUGAAAGCAGAACCUCCAGCGGCAUUAUCACUGAUCUUUUCAAGAACGAUUUUAGAAUCAAUAUGAUUUGUAUAAAAAGCUAAAUUGAGGUUGUGACAGUACAUGUCAGAUGCACUGAGUACUGAACCAAAAUUUAUUCUCAGGGAUGAUCACGGUGGAAGUUUUUUGAGAGGAAAAAAUAAAAAAAACUUUGCUGAUUGUGAGACAUGUUGGCUGUGUAUUAGUACACAUGUAUUCUGCUGUAAUAAGUAGGAACAGCCAUCCAUCCAUUUUCCAAACCCGCUUAUUCCAGUUGAGGGUCAGGAGGGGCUGGAGCCUAUCCCAGCAGUCAUUGGGGGUGAGGCGGUGUACACAAAUAGGGCUUUAUAUGCCAGUUAUUUCCUCCCUACUCAUUCACACCAACCUUCACCCCGCUUAAUAAUUUGUAAUCCCUCUAUUUUUAAAUUUGCUGUGUUGUUUGAUUUACAUUUUUUUUACAAAGCAUAAAUGCCGGUGAGUAUCUUCUUUUCUUUAUAUUUUAACUUAAUGCUUUGUAUUUGCUUUCUAAAUGGUUUUAAUGUUGAUUUAGUUUGUAUUCAUGUUGUUUCAGAUUGUGUUUUCUUUUUAAGGUAUUUAUUACAUUGUUGUUUCCAUAGUUCUGCAUCAUAGCAUACCUAUGAGCUUGAAGUAAAAAAAAACAUAAUUACUUUAAUAAUUUGUAGAAUAAAUAAUUUGGUAUCCAUUGUUUCACAGUGACAAAAUAGUGUGCACUGUAACUAUACUUGUAUUUGUUUACUUUUCUUAGUAAUGAGAUGUAAAUAAAUUUGAGCUUCAUCUUAAUUGUUUUAAUAAUGGUAAGGUUCAUCUCAUAAUAUGGAGUUUUCACAAAGCUAUAUAUAUUUUGUGUGCCGUGUUUUGCAGAACACUGUAGUGUAGUAAUACCUCCAGUACUGAACAAAAGUUUUAGGCACUGUCCAGUUUUUAU
This is a messenger RNA of Thalassophryne amazonica, 3468 nucleotides long. RefSeq names its product testis specific protein Y-linked (gene tspy). NCBI's taxonomy places the organism in Eukaryota, Metazoa, Chordata, Actinopteri, Batrachoidiformes, Batrachoididae. Gene Ontology annotation, biological process: nucleosome assembly. The transcript is spliced from 8 exons. The record is from RefSeq and is a predicted model, not a curated record. Gene Ontology annotation, cellular component: chromatin; nucleus. The coding region runs from base 481 to 2079 and encodes 532 amino acids. Gene Ontology annotation, molecular function: chromatin binding; histone binding.